AUGCUACUUAACCGCAACGAGAACGCACAUCAGGAACUCAUGCGCAAGUCAAUCCAGAGCUGGAUUUCGGACCCGGAUGCCAGGCUCUUGAAAGCAACCGACGCCAACGACCAAGUAAUAGGUUGGUCUUGUUGGAUAACCAAAGAAGCGCAACAGAGUGAGACGACUACCGGCACAGAAUCAAAACCGGAAAAUGAAACUGUACGCGAGGGUGCGGCUCCCGAGGAACUUUCAAAGCGGAAAGCAGAGCCACCUCAAGACCCAGCGCGAGCUCUCGGCGGACUCAUGUUCAAAGAUAGAGUCGCCUGGGAGGAAAAGUAUCUCAAGGGGAAAAGGUAUGCGGUAUUGCAGGGCCUUGCUACGGAUCCGCUUUACCAACGUCGGGGCAUCGGAACCAAACUGGUUCAACAGGGUCUCGAAGAGAUCGAUGCCGAGGGCCUCCCAUGCUGGAUUCACGCGUCGCCUUCGAGUUACAAGUUGUAUGAGAAGGCUGGCUUUCAGGAAGUCGGUAGGAAUGAUUACGACCUUGAUGAGUGGGCACCUGGAGGUAAGAAUGGGAACCGAGGAUGGGGCAGAUACACGUUUAGACACAUGCUUCGACCUGCCAGAACCGCGACUAUAUAG
Molecule: messenger RNA, 624 nt
Organism: Colletotrichum truncatum
Lineage: Eukaryota; Fungi; Ascomycota; Sordariomycetes; Glomerellales; Glomerellaceae
Product: GNAT family
Molecular function (GO): acyltransferase activity, transferring groups other than amino-acyl groups
Source: RefSeq, a predicted model, not a curated record